Paramecium pentaurelia is the source of this 2298-nucleotide messenger RNA. NCBI's taxonomy places the organism in Eukaryota, Ciliophora, Oligohymenophorea, Peniculida, Parameciidae. The record is from the annotation of a GenBank genome assembly.
AUGGACCUAAGAUGGUUAUUGGAUGAAGAUAACUUAACAAGUAUUUUAGUUCUUAAUUAUUGAUAAGCUGCAGAUUAAUGCGAUCAUUUAAAUAUAUCCUUCAUUAGUUCCCCAAAUAGAUCAUAAUUAGGAAAAACAAUUAAAAAUUAAUAUUCUGCAGUUGAAUUUGCUGAUACUUUAGGAAAAAUAUUUUAAGUAAUAGAUUAAUUUUUACAUAUAAAUAGGCUAUAAAGGAGAAAAAUUUAGAGAAAGUAUAAAAUUUGGUGAAUAUACAUAAGAAAAGAUCAUAUAAUUUAGGAGGAGAUCCUGAAUUUAAGUGGGAUAUAAUCAAUGAUUUAAGUCUUAAUUGGUCUCCACUUCAUCAUUCUAUAUUCUUAGGUUGUGAAGCUAUAUUUUUGUGGUUUUUAAGUAUGGGAGGUGAUAUUACAUCAAUUACAUAUGAUGGAUAUUCUGCUCUAAUUUUAGCUGUUUUAUCAAGAAGUGAAUUAAUGGUAAAUUUAUUGAUUGCUUAACCAAAUCUUAACAUUAAUCAUAUUUCACGAAAAGGAUCAGCUUUACAUAUUGCCAUUUAAUAAAAUUAAAUAUCAAUUUUGUUUUUAUUAUUGUAACAUCCCAAUCUUAAUUUAAACAUAUACAAUGAUAAAUUAUAAUAACCAAUUGAUAUUGCAACAGGAAUAGCUAAAAUUAUGUUAGAAAAAGAACUAUAAUUAAGAACAUUAAUUUAUUAGAAUUAAUCAAAAAGUUAAAUUUCCAUAUUGAAUUAAGAAGAUAGUCAAUUAAAUACAUUAAAUGUAAAAUACUUAAAUUAUCAAACAGACCUUUAUUAUUAAUAGACCUUAAAAGCCACCUGUGUACAAAGGAUAUAUUGAGAAGUUACAUUUUUCACAUUUAUAUUCUUAUUAGAGAUAUAUAGUGAUUGAUCCAGACACUGGAGUUUUGAUCAGAUUCGAAAACAAAGAAAAUUAUCCAUUGAAUCCUAAAGAAACUAUACCACUUUAAAAUAUAUAUAAUCUAUAAAUAAUUGUUAAAGAUAGACUAUUUAUAGAUAAUUCUAUUUAAUUAUUAAUUGAAUACAAUUAGAAAAAGAUUUAUUUUCUAUUUUCAACUUAAAAAAUGGCAUAAAUAUGGUAUGAUUCAAUUAAAACAGCUUUGGGAUAUUCAAAAUAUAUAAAAUAUAAAUUAGAUUAAUAUAAACAAAAGAAAGAAGGAAAAAAAGUAUUUAAUUAAGUCAAUUCAAUGUUAUUAGAUAUGAAUAAUUAGUCUAUUGAAAUUGAUACAUUAACAAAAUAAGAUCAAUAUAAAGAAGAAAUAAUAGAAUUUAAAUAAAAGUCAGAAAAAUAAUUAUUUAAUAAUCUAAAAUUUUCAGAUUUCUAGAUUUUAGAAAUACUUUAAAAAGAAUUAAUUGGCAAAAUCUAUAAAGCAAAAUAUUUAAAAGAUAACAAAAUGUAUGUUUUAAAAUAAUAACAUAAAGAAAAACUUAUAAAGCGUUCUUAAUUGGAUUAAGCAAUUAGUAAAGUUAAGGUUUUGAGAAUAAUAAAUCAUCCAUUUGUUAUUAAUAUCAAAGGAUUAUUUUAAACUAAAGAUAAUUUUUACUAUUAAAUGAAAUAUUAUGAAAAUGGAGACUUAUCUCAAUAUAUCGGUUAGGGUAAUUUGUUAUCUGAGAAUGUUUCUAAAAUAUUGAUUGCUUAAAUAAUAUUAGCUAUUGAAUAUUUGCAUUCACUCAAUAUCAUAUAUAGAGAUUUGAAACCAAUCAAUAUAUUAAUAGGGAAAAAUGGAUUCUUAAGAUUAGUUUAUUUAGGACAUAAUAAUGAUAUACUGAAUGAUAGGGCUACCUUAUCUUUAAAUAGAUUUCCUGCUUAUUUAGCACCUGAAAUAAUAAAAGGAGAGAAAUUAACCUAAUAAGUUGAUAUUUAUGGGAUAGGAGUCUUACUAUAUGAAAUGUUAAGUGGAUAUCCUCCUCAUUAUAUUUAAAAUACUGAAUAAAUGCUAGAAAGAAUAUAAUAUUGUCCAAUUAAUUAUGAUAGAAUUAAAUCAAAGAUGUCUAUCAAAAUAUUAAAGAAAUUGCUUCAAAAAGAUUAAACAAAACGUCCAAAUUUGAAGGAUAUAAAGAAUCAUGUGUUUUUUGCUGAUAUUAAUUGGAAUAAAUUACUUAUAAAAAAUAUUCUUCCUCCAAAAUUAAUAAAAAAUAAUAGAUAAUAAUUUAUAUCAGAACAAAAAAUUUCAGAAAUUAUUAUUGAUCAUGACUAUAUAGAUGAUGGAGAAAAACCCAAUUAUGUUGAUAAUUGGAGUUUAUCAUGA